Stylonychia lemnae is the source of this 696-nucleotide messenger RNA. NCBI's taxonomy places the organism in Eukaryota, Ciliophora, Spirotrichea, Sporadotrichida, Oxytrichidae. The record is from the annotation of a GenBank genome assembly.
AUGAAUCCAACCUUUAACUCCUACACUUCUCACAGUAAAUCCUCUUCAGGAACGGACCUAACAGGAGUUUAAUCGGUCACAACAUGUAUCAAUGCUGAGACACUUAGCAAGGAGAUCUCCCGGGUCGUUAGUUCUCUCGAAGUAGAGGGAAUUAUUUACGACUCGGACUCCGAUAUUUCACAGGAAUCCAUCGCCGAAAAGAAGAUCCUUAAAAUUGAUAAAAAGUUAUCAAAGCACAAAGCGAUGGAUAAAGUUGAAAAGAGAAGACUUCAAAACAGAAAAAGUGCUUUGAAGUGCAGACUCAGAAAGACCCACACGAUACAGAGCUCUAUGCAGCAGAUUUCUCUCAUGACCAAAGAGGUUGGCUAACUCAAACAAGAGCGCUAAUCUCUAUAUGAAGAGAUUUCUCAACUUAAGGACAAGUUAAGAGAUGAGCAACUCAAAGUGGCCAAAAUGAUGUCUCAAAUUCCGGCCCAAGCUCAUCAGCAAACGCCAGUUUACACUUACUCGCAGCCCAUGCAGUACGUUUAGACUUAACCGAACAACUCAAAUAACCACCACGGUUUAAAUAAUUUAAUGGUUCAACCACUCUUGCAAGGUGGUAUCUAACCCUCACAAUACUAUCCAAAUGUAUAUGUGAAAUACCCUUCUCAACAGCAGAACGCUGUCCCUAUGUUCAACCAGUACACAAUGUGA